AUGGAGGACUUUGUGCAAGAAGAUUUUGAAGAAUUUCAUAUGAGAAGUGACAGCAAAAUCACUGAGAUGUGGUCAGAUGAAGAAGACGCUAGGUACUAUGAUGAUUAUAUAGAAAAUUAUAAACCUAGUGCUGAGGAUUGUUUUGGUAGUGAUUAUGGUAAUUAUGAAAACUAUGAAGAUUACGAAGAUUAUGAAGAUUAUGAAGAUUAUAAAGAUUAUAAAGAUUAUGAAGAUUAUGAAGAUUAUAAAGAUUAUGAAGAUUAUGAAGAUUAUGAAAACUGUGAGUAUUGCGAAUCAGAAAAAGAAAUUUGUGCGAAAUACGCAUGGGCAUUACAUCAAGAGAAAGAGGCGUUAGAUGAUGGAGGUCAUGCUAAGGUUUGUGAAAGUGUGAUGACUAAUGAGAAUAGAGUAAACAGAGAUGGAGGUAAAGAUAGAACUGAAGACUGUAUUGAUGAAGUGGUAACUAGAGAGAAGCGUAUGCACAAAAAAUUGCCCGCGAGAAAAUGGAGAAUGGGAAAAAUGGCGGUAGCACCUCUCCUUUGAGCUCUUUUGCUCAUUCCAGCAAUUUUUCCUCAAUUUCUUGUUCUGUAUCCUCCAAAUAAUCAUUUUCCUCAUCUUCUUCCAUUUCGCUCUCAGUAA
Blepharisma stoltei is the source of this 639-nucleotide messenger RNA. NCBI's taxonomy places the organism in Eukaryota, Ciliophora, Heterotrichea, Heterotrichida, Blepharismidae. The record is from the annotation of a GenBank genome assembly.